Molecule: messenger RNA, 2325 nt
Organism: Triticum turgidum subsp. durum (durum wheat)
Lineage: Eukaryota; Viridiplantae; Streptophyta; Magnoliopsida; Poales; Poaceae
Source: the annotation of a GenBank genome assembly
AUGGGCGGCUCAGCCGGCAUAGUCGUGCUCAUGGCGACGAUCACGGCGCUGCUGUGCAUGGGGGCGGCGGCCGGUGGCCAGCCGCCGUUCUCGUGCUGGCCGGGGGCGCCGUACGUCCGUUUCUGCGACCAGCGGCUGCCGGUGGAGCAGCGCGCGGCGGACCUGGUGGCGCGGCUGACGCUGGCGGAGAAGGUGUCGCAGCUGGGCGACGUGGCGGCGGCGGUGCCGCGGCUGGGCGUGCCGGCGUACAAGUGGUGGUCGGAGGGGCUGCACGGGCUGUCCAUGUGGGGCAAGGGCAUGCACUUCACCGGCGCCGUCCAGCACGUCACCAGCUUCCCGCAGGUGCUGCUCACCGCCGCCUCCUUCGACGAGAGGAUCUGGUACUUCAUCGGCCAGGCGAUCGGCGUGGAGGCGCGGGCGUUGUACAACAUCGGGCAGGCGGAGGGGCUCACCAUCUGGUCGCCGAACGUGAACAUCUACCGGGACCCGCGGUGGGGGCGCGGCCACGAGACCCCCGGCGAGGACCCCAUCACGGUGAGCAAGUACGCCGUCGCCUUCGUGAGGGGCCUGCAGGGGCCCUCGCCGACGACGCUGCAGACCUCGGCGUGCUGCAAGCACGCCACCGCCUACGACCUGGACGACUGGCGUGGCACCGUCCGCUACAACUUCAACGCCAGGGUGACCCCCCAGGACCUGGCCGAUACCUUCAACCCGCCGUUCAGGAGCUGCGUGGGCGAAGGGCAGGCCAGCUGCGUCAUGUGCGCCUACACCGCCGUCAAUGGCGUCCCUGCCUGCGCCGACUAUAACCUCCUCACCAAGACGUUCAGGGGGCAAUGGGGGUUGAAAGGGUACGUGGCCUCUGACUGCGACGCGAUUGCGCUGGUGCGCGACGGGCAGCACUUCAGGCCCACGCCGGAGGACACGGUGGCCACCACGCUCAAGGCCGGCAUGGACAUGAACUGCGGGAACUACACGCAGGUGCACGGCAUGGCGGCGCUCCGGCAGGGGAAGAUGACGGAGCGGGACGUGGACAGGACGCUCAUCAACCUCUUCUCGGUGAGGAUGCGGCUCGGGCACUUCAACGGCGACCCCCGGAGCAACCCGCUGUACGGGCACUUCGGCGCUAACGACGUGUGCUCUCCCGCCCACAAGAACCUGGCGCUCCAUGCGGCAAAGAGCGGCAUCGUCCUGCUCAAGAACGAUGCCGGCACCCUCCCGCUCCGCCGGUGGACGGUCGGAUCGACCGCCGUCAUCGGCCCCAAUGCCAACGACCCCGGGGCGCUCCUCGGCAACUACUUCGGCCCGCCGUGCGAGACCAUCACGCCACUCCUGGGGCUCAAGGGGUACGUCAAGGACGUAAGGUUCGAACCCGGGUGCAUCGAUACGGCGUGCUGGUCCGCUGCGACGGGCAAGGCGGUGGCGGUGGCGAGGUCGACGGACCACGUGAUCCUGUUCAUGGGGACGAGCCACGUGCAGGAGGAGGAAGGGCGGGACAGGACGAGCCUGCUGCUCCCUGGACAGCAGCAGAGCCUCAUCGAAGCCGUGGCCCGUGCGGCGAAACGGCCGGUGAUCCUGGUGCUUCUCACCGGCGGCCCGGUCGACGUGACGUUCGCGAAAUUCAACCCCAAGAUCGGUGCCAUCGUGUGGGCCGGGUACCCCGGGCAGGCCGGCGGGCUUGCCAUCGCCAACGUGCUCUUCGGAGAGCACAACCCCAGCGGCAGGCUGCCGGUGACGUGGUACCCCGAGGAGUACAUAAGGGUGCCCAUGACGGACAUGCGGAUGCGCGCCGACCCGGCCACCGGCUACCCCGGCCGUAGCUACCGCUUCUACCGGGGACCGGUCGUCUACAAGUUCGGCUACGGCCUCAGCUACUCCAGGUUCUCCCGCCGGCUGGCAGCCUCAGGACUGGCCGGGCAUCAAAAGAGUCUGCUCGCCAGCCUGACCUCGACGCCAGCGGCGGACGGCGGCGCGAGCCACUACGACGUGGAGGAGAUCGGGCCCGAGCGGUGCGAACAGCUCAAGUUCCCGGCGGUGGUCGAGGUGGAGAACCACGGUCCCAUGGACGGAAAUCACUCGGUGCUGAUGUUCCUCCGGUGGCCCAACGCGACGGGUGGGCGCCCGGCGAGCCAGCUGGUUGGGUUCCAGAGCCAGCAUCUGGAGGCCGGCGAGAAGGCUAGCCUGACGUUCGAUGUCAGCCCGUGCGAGCACUUGAGCAGGGCGAGGGAGGACGGCAAGAUGGUGAUCGACGGAGCCUCACACUUCCUCUUUGUUGAUGAGGACGACGAGGCCGAGAUCAGCUUCGACGCCUCAAUUAACUCUCCUUAG